Molecule: messenger RNA, 1773 nt
Organism: Linum trigynum
Lineage: Eukaryota; Viridiplantae; Streptophyta; Magnoliopsida; Malpighiales; Linaceae
Source: the annotation of a GenBank genome assembly
AUGCUCUCUCUGAAUACUCUUGCCUCUUCACCGUCGGCGACAAGCCCAGGCCUGUCUGGACGGCCGCCUGACGGUCCAGCUCUCAUCUCCCUGGAGAAAGAUCAAAUAUCGAGUGAGUCGCCGGCUCAACCUAUGAACUUCAAAGCGGCACUUGCUGGGAUCGCGACAGAAACAUCGAGAUCGAAAUCUCAAUGGACUUUUGUAGGCACAAAUGAUCUGGAAGCGGGUUCAUUUCAAGGCGAACCAGAGUUGAGGAUAUCGGAAAAUCUCAAGGAAAGACUAUGCCAGCCUUGGAAGAAGACGCUUGUUGUGCGAUUACUGGGUCGAUCUGUGGCCUUUUCAUACUUAUGUUCGCAACUUCGCUGGAUGUGGCGACCGAUGGGUUCGCUGGAGAUUUUGGAUUUAAACAAUGAUACUUUCUUGGCGACCUUUGGGAAUGAUCAAGAUUACUUGAAAGCCCUAACUGGCGGCCCUUGGGUUGUCCUGGAUCAUUACCUUGUGGUUCAUCAAUGGUCGCCGGCUUUCCGCACUUCUGAUAAGCCCUAUAGGUCAGUGGUGGCAUGGGUUCAGUUCCCUGAACUGCCCGUUCACUUCUAUCACCGGGAAAUUCUCUUUGCGAUCGGUAAUCUAGUUGGCAGGACGGUUAAGCUGGAUUAUCACACAGAAAACUUGGAAAGGGGCAAGUUUGCUCGUAUUGCCAUUGAGCUUGACAUGAGCAAGCCUCUCCCCACGCGCAUCAGGCUCGAUGGAGCAUGGCAGCAAGUGUUAUACGAAAACCUUCCAACGAUAUGCUACUCCUGUGGGCGAAUAGGUCAUAAAGAAGACUCCUGUCCGUCGAAGGUUCCACCUCCUCCGCUGACGAUUAUGCUGGCGCCUGAUCAAGUGCAGAAUUCCCCGCCGGUGGCAGAGUCGCCGGAAGUCCCCGCCGGCUAUGGCCCUUGGAUGCAGGUGAUCAGAAAAUCAAAGAGCCAGAUAAGGAAACAGGUAUUGGAUCAGCCGAGAUAUCAGGGGAACAGAUCAGGAAAGAAUCAAGAGGAGGGCGUGAGUUCGGGAGGAACUAAAGGAAAUGGGAAGAUUGAUGUUGGGAAGAUUAAUCAGGGCACAAAAGGAAAGGUAGAACAGAGCAAAGGAUCGGGUCAGGGAUUACAAGGAAAAGAUAAAGGAAAGGAGGUGCUGGGGGGGAAAGCUAACAACGGUAACAGUAAAGCUGGGCUGGCCCAAGAGUGGAGGCAGGUUGAGCCCAAAUCCAAGGAGGUGGCUUCAGCUGAAGGGAAAGGGGAGGCCAAGGCGUCUUCUUCCAAGCCCACAGUGCUAAGUGUGGCUCAGCCCAAUCCACAGGCCUCUCAAAAAGUAGUGGAAAUGAACAACACUAAGAUCCAAAUCCUGGCUGUCCCUGAUCUGCACCUCCAACAGAAAGAAAAUCGGAACCCCAACUCCGAAGUUCUCUCCUCGCGGAAACAGGAGCACAAACAAAAGAAAACUCAAGCCCUGCAACCGAAGGGGAUAAACCUCAAAUCGACCAAGAAAUCGCUUCAAAUUCUCAGUCCUGGGAAGAAGGAGACUCAUUUGAAACACAAGCAGACUGCGCUUCCAAUUUCCCUAGAAGCAAUCGAAGAGUUCUGCAAUACUGCUCAGAAACAAACGGAGCUCACGGACGGUAACAGCGGGUCGACCUCAGGGGAUGUGGCUAUGGGGGAAACUCCUUUGGAGAAAGCACUGGUGGCCACGGCUCAAGAAGGGGAUAAGACGACCCCAAUUCCCACAAGCUCAUGA